Messenger RNA from Myxocyprinus asiaticus (Chinese sucker), 4375 nucleotides. RefSeq names its product NT-3 growth factor receptor-like. Gene Ontology annotation, biological process: protein phosphorylation; regulation of phosphatidylinositol 3-kinase/protein kinase B signal transduction; multicellular organism development. Gene Ontology annotation, cellular component: signaling receptor complex; axon; plasma membrane. NCBI's taxonomy places the organism in Eukaryota, Metazoa, Chordata, Actinopteri, Cypriniformes, Catostomidae. Gene Ontology annotation, molecular function: neurotrophin binding; ATP binding; neurotrophin receptor activity. Bases 258 to 2720 code for a protein of 820 amino acids. The transcript is spliced from 16 exons. The record is from RefSeq and is a predicted model, not a curated record.
GAGACGGGGAAAGCCUGUACCAUGCAGCCCGGAGAGUAGGACAGCCUGGAAUAGGUGAUAUUUGACCCCUUUCUACAUUGACGGAGUAUUUGGGGACAUAACUGCAAUCUCAUUUAUCUGACAUACCUUCACUCUCAUCCACGCACCCGUGCGCGCUCUCGCACCAUCAUACGGAUACCCGGACCGUUGUCUCUGCUCUCGCAAUUGAACAUUCCCCCCAAAAAGGAGAUAACAUAUUUAGGGAAGCAUCUGGAAACAUGGAUUUAUUCUCCAUCCCACCCCGCGUUUGCUGGUGGAGGGUCUUGUAUCUCCUCAGCAUCUUCCAGAAUUACAUGAGCUCCAUGCUGGACUGCCCGCCGACCUGCGCUUGUUCCACCACGGACAUCUUUUGCAAUAAGUCUUACCAAGGAAAUUUCUUUCCCCUCCUGGCGCUACAGGACACCGUGAACGACGGCAAUAGCACCAACAGCCUCCCGGACCUGUUUGAGAACAUCUCCACCAUACACAUUGAGAACUGGUCCGGUUUGCAGAUGCUAAGAGAUGUUGACAUGGAGCUUUACACUGGACUUCAUAGACUGUCCAUUGUGAACUGCAACCUACGUGUGAUUCAGCCGAGAGCCUUCGCUCAGAAUCCCAACCUGCACUACAUAAACUUGUCCAGGAACCCUCUGACAACUCUCUCAUGGCAACUCUUUCAGAAUCUCCAACUUUUUGAGCUGAAACUGGAAGGGGUGGUGUUUAACUGCAGCUGCCAUAUCCGUUGGAUCCAGCUGUGGCAGCAGCGAGGCGAGGCCGGACUCCAUAACCAGCAGCUGUUCUGCAACAAUGGCUACUCCAAGAUUCCUUUACAACUCAUGAACAUCUCUCAGUGUGAUUUACCAGAAAUCAGUGUAAGUCGCAGUAACCUGACAGUGAUAGAAGGGGGCAGGAUCACCAUCACCUGUAAUGGGUCAGGGGUGCCAGUACCGGAAGUAGAUUGGACUGUAAAUGGACUUCACUCUAUUAAUACACACCAAUCCAAUCAAUAUCCACCAAAUGUCCACUCCAUAAACUUAACUUUGGUCAACGUUAGCAGAGAUGAUAACAGCUUCAUGCUGACCUGCAUUGCAGAGAAUAUAGUCGGGAUGACUAAUUCCUCCAUACAGCUUUCGGUUCAGUUUCCUCCUGCAAUCAUUAAGUUUGAAGAGCCAGAGAAAUUGCAUGACACAUGUAUGAUGUUUACUGUGCGUGGGCACCCACUACCCACCCUUCGGUGGUACUAUUAUGGUAGUGAGAUCAAGGCGACCGAGUACAUCCAUCCAGAGAUGGAGGUGUAUCAGGACAACCUGGAGGGGUGUCUAAUGUUCAAAACCCCCACCCACCACAACAAUGGCAACUACACAUUGGAGGCCAGCAACAUUCUGGGUGUGGCUGUCAAAACUGUGUACGCCCACUUCCUAAAGCCACCUUUUGAUGCUCUUGUUUGUCUUCUAGUGAGUCCGACACCGACUGCAAUUCCAACUAUGACACAUCGGCCUGAGGAGGACACCUUUGGCGUAUCGAUUGCAGUUGGGUUGGCUGGCUUUGCCUGUGUUCUCCUUGUUGUAAUGUUCGUGCUAAUCAACAAAUAUGGCAGACGCUCAAAGUUUGGCAUGAAAGGACCAGUUGCUGUUAUCAGUGGCGAGGAAGAUUCCGCAAGCCCCCUUCACCAUGUCAACCAUGGCAUUAUGACCCCAUGCACCCUGGAUGCCGGGCCAGACGCCGUUGUGAUUGGCAUGACCCGUAUCCCAGUGAUCGAGAAUCCACAGUACUUCCGGCACGGGCACAACUGCAACAAACCCGCAACAUAUGUACAGCACAUUAAGCGCCGAGACAUUGUGCUCAAGAGAGAAUUGGGCGAGGGGGCCUUUGGGAAGGUGUUCCUGGCAGAGUGCUACAACCUAAGCCCCACUAAGGACAAGAUGCUGGUGGCUGUCAAGACCCUGAAGGACCCCACCCUUUCGGCAAGGAAAGAUUUCCAGAGGGAGGCGGAGUUGCUGACUAACCUUCAGCACGAACACAUAGUGAAGUUCUACGGUGUCUGCGUGGAUGGAGACCCACUCAUUAUGGUGUUUGAGUACAUGAAACAUGGAGACCUCAACAAGUUCCUCAGAGCCCAUGGCCCAGAUGCAAUGAUCCUGGUUGACGGACAGCCACUGCAGACCAAUGGGGAACUGGGUUUGUCUCAAAUGUUGCACAUAGCCACUCAGAUCGCAUCAGGGAUGGUUUACCUGGCAUCUCAGCAUUUUGUGCACCGUGACCUGGCAACCCGCAACUGCCUGGUGGGCAACGGUUUGCUCGUGAAAAUCGGAGACUUCGGAAUGUCGAGAGACAUCUACAGCACGGACUACUACCGGGUGGGAGGUCACACCAUGCUGCCCAUUCGUUGGAUGCCCCCGGAAAGCAUAAUGUACAGGAAGUUCACAACGGAGAGCGACGUGUGGAGCUUUGGCGUCAUCCUCUGGGAGAUCUUCACAUACGGCAAGCAGCCAUGGUUUCAGCUGGCAAAUAAUGAGGUAAUCGAAUGCAUCACGCAAGGACGAGUACUGGAGAGGCCUCGACUUUGUCCAAAGGAAGUCUACGACGUCAUGCUGGGAUGCUGGCAGAGGGAACCCCAGCAGAGGUUGAACAUCAAAGACAUCCAGAAAAUUCUUUAUGCCUUGGGCAAAGCCACACCUGUGUACCUGGAUAUCCUGGGCUAGUGUUUCUUGGGAAUAUGUUUUUCUGUCUACGUCUAUCCAACAGAGGAACAAACAACCUGGGAAUAACCCAGAAACAACAUGUACCUUACUGCUCCACUGUAAGACACCUACAACAUGGGGAUGGACUUAAGUGCCUGCUACUCCUUUCGAUACACUGGAUAACAGUCUUUAAAAAGCACUUUUACAUUUUGUUUACCUGCAUAUUAAAAUGUACAGUUCUACUGCAAGAAGAGGAGUCUUUGUCUUUCACUAUUUAGUUCUUUUUCUUUUUCCUUUCGUUUUGGUAUGAACAGCAUAGAACAACAGAAAAAUUCCCUCGAAAAUAUGGAAAACAGUCCGGACUACUUGACAAAAGAUGAAACUCCCCAUGGUUACUUGUUUUUCAUUUUAUAAAUAUAUAUAUAUUUUUAUUUAUUUUUCUUUCUCCAAACAUGGAUGUCUGCCAUGUUUCUUGCUAAGAGUGGAUCACUUUUCGGAUAUGACGUUGCCAUGUCAGAUGAUUGGCAAGGACUUAAAAAAAAAAAAAGCCUUACUAUGCUCUGAUUGGCCGGAUCUUCUCUUUGACUCUACUACAGGAAGUAUCCAACAGGGCUUUUAAAUAUUAUGAAGAGCUUUUUAGUGAAUGGAUGAACUUGAAUGAGCAAAGGAACCACAAAUCAAUACAAAAGAGUUUAUUUAAAAAAAAGAAGAAGAAUGUAUAUAAUGUAAAUGUCUGUGUCACAGGUGACAAUAUGUUAACUUAUUUCAUUUACUGAUUAGAUGAUUUUAGUUCCUUGGCGUGCUGUUACGGUGAGUGAAUUCUAUAAAUAUUUUGAUAAUAUUUUAGUGUUUUUUUUUUAAUUAUUAUUAUUAUUAUUUUUCCACAUAUCCAUAGAAUGUAUGUCGAUAUUUUGAUCUAAAUGAGCAUUAUUUCCCCCAUACCAACCUUUUUUUUUUUUUUUUUUUUUUCGGAAAUGUGGCAAAAAGUGACCAAGAGGACUUUAGGUAGAGAAUGGUUACAUUUUCACAGCAGAACACACAAACCAUGACAGUGAAUAUCAUAAGACAUUGCCUCGCUCCUUGUAUUCCAGAAAUAACUGGCUUUUGAAAUGGAUGUUAAAGGAAAAGUUGAUUGACUUCCCAACUGAGUUCAUCCUCAAAAAAUACUCUCUUUCCAUUCAUUAAUCCUCAUCUCUUUUAUUAAUUGUGAUUAUGAUUCUUUACAAACGUUAGUAUGCAACCUUUAAGAAGUUUGAGUAAUAAAAGAGAGAUGUUUAAGCUAUCUGAGAGAGCUUGCAUGUACAAACUCAUAAUUUAUCAUACAUUAUUUACAUUGGCACGCUCACAUUACAGUGCUUCCAAGCAGAGAAUUGUUUUGUUUUUUUUUAUAUAAUAUUUUCUUUUUUUAUUUAUUUUUUAUUUUUUUUGUGUGAAAAAUACCCUUAAAAAAUAUUUUUCGGCAUAAACAACUUGUAUUUCGUGCUCAUCGCAGUGCUCAGUCUGAGGUUCUUGCAAUUUCAUCCCAACAAAACCAUCCUGACCAUAAUCAAAAGUGCAAAAUGUAAAAAAAAAAUAAUAAUCUUAGCCACCUAUCAGGAAUCACAACUUAAACUGCAACUUGCUCAUCCUGGUUUGACAGAGCACAUUUGCGCUCACCCAUAAUCUCAUCCUUUACA